Pistacia vera is the source of this 588-nucleotide messenger RNA. Its product is annotated as GDT1-like protein 3. The transcript has 7 exons. Gene Ontology annotation, biological process: manganese ion transmembrane transport; calcium ion transmembrane transport; Golgi calcium ion transport. Gene Ontology annotation, molecular function: calcium ion transmembrane transporter activity; manganese ion transmembrane transporter activity. The coding region runs from base 1 to 588 and encodes 195 amino acids. Lineage: Eukaryota; Viridiplantae; Streptophyta; Magnoliopsida; Sapindales; Anacardiaceae. The record is from RefSeq and is a predicted model, not a curated record. Gene Ontology annotation, cellular component: Golgi apparatus.
AUGGGUUCGUGCUCAAACCCCUCAAAACGCUUCCUCUUUGUAGCCCUUUUCGUCGUUUUGGCUCUCUCUCCGAUCUUUGCUCAGGAGGCUUUUGUUGAUGCGGAGAAUGACGAUUUAAGUCGAUCAGUUAAAGAUUUGGGCCGCCGUGGCAUGAUUUUCAGAAACAACCUUGACACUGAUAUUGCUGCAAUUGGUUAUCAUGUCGAAUCUGGUCUUGGAGUAUUUGAUGCAUUUGUUGCAAGUUUUUCGAUGAUUCUUGUCAGCGAGAUUGGAGAUGAAACUUUUAUAAUAGCAGCUCUGCUGGCAAUGCGGCAUCCCAAGUCAAUUGUUUUAUCGGGUGCUCUUAGUGCCCUGAUUGUUAUGACUGUGCUUUCUACUGGACUCGGUAGGAUUGUGCCAAAUUUGAUAUCAAGGAAGCAUACCAAUAGAGCAGCUACAGUUCUUUAUGCAUUUUUUGGGAUGCGGUUACUUUACAUAGCUUGGAGAUCAGAUCCAAAAUCGAGUCAGAAAAAGGAAAUGGACGAAACUAUUAGGGAAAUUGAGAACAGGGAAAACAAUAUGUGUGAUAAUAAAAGGAAUGGUUUGUAG